Messenger RNA from Paramecium octaurelia, 645 nucleotides. The record is from the annotation of a GenBank genome assembly. Lineage: Eukaryota; Ciliophora; Oligohymenophorea; Peniculida; Parameciidae.
AUGUUAUUUUUAUUACUCAUUUUGUAAAUCAAUGCAAUUGAAUUCAAUUAAUCAUUAGGAAAAAGGGAGAUCACUUGUUUUGGUGAUAGUCUCACUGAAGGCCUUACAGUUAUAGGGGAAAUUAGCAGCACAAUAAAAGACUUUAGCAUUAAGAUAUAUGUAUGAUUUUUGACUCUAUUCGAAGAAUCCGAUGAGAUUCAAAAAAGAAGGCUAUUUACAUUAGAGUCAAAAUGAAUUAAUACAACAAUUUAAAUUUAAAGUGAAAUAUAACCACAAUAUUCAAAUAUGUAUAUAAAAUUUAAGCACGUCAACUAUUUUAUAUUCAUUAAAAUACUCUUAAGAUAAUGAAGAAUAAUCUUAAAAAAUUGAUACCUAAUUGCCAAUGACUCAAUUACAGCCUAUUGAAAAUCUUAUGGCUUAGAUGAAAAUCUCUUAUGAUAUCAUAAAGGUAGUUCAUUUUUGAUAAAAUAAUAGGGGAUGUUCUCAAGUUUAUCAGAAAGAUAAGAUCAGAGACUCCAACAAUUACAGCAAUUGGGAUACAGAAUAGUAAUCUCAUCAAUUGUUCUGCUCUUAGUAACAGUCUUAAUAACCGUAUUUGGAACUUAUAGAUAUAAAAAAGUGAUGAAAAGUAAAAAAAUGAUUUGA